This is a messenger RNA of Branchiostoma belcheri (Belcher's lancelet), 5397 nucleotides long. RefSeq names its product voltage-dependent calcium channel subunit alpha-2/delta-3-like. The transcript is spliced from 37 exons. The record is from RefSeq and is a predicted model, not a curated record. Gene Ontology annotation, cellular component: voltage-gated calcium channel complex. Lineage: Eukaryota; Metazoa; Chordata; Leptocardii; Amphioxiformes; Branchiostomatidae. The coding region runs from base 1 to 3150 and encodes 1049 amino acids. Gene Ontology annotation, molecular function: voltage-gated calcium channel activity.
AUGGACGAAUACAGAAUGAACAACAACUGGAAGAUAGUGAAGAUGAACGGGAGUGAGAUGGUCCAGAAGUUCGCGCGGGACAUGUUCAUCAACUUGGGCUCCAAAAGGACGGCAGUGGAGAAAAUGUCGAACCGAGCAGAACUAGCCAACAUGAAUCACAACUACGAUAAGGAUAUUGUGUAUGAGUAUCCGAACGCCAUGCUCAUCAACCAGAAGGAUAAAGAGACGGGCGAACCCGCCCACCCGCGCCUGGCUCCGGACUUCGAGCUGAAGGAGAACGAGCAUUUCAACAACAUCCCUGUCAACAUGGAGCUGAGCGAUGUACAGGUGCCGGUCAACGUGUACAAUGAAGCUCCAGACGUGCUGAAUGCCGUCAAGUGGUCCAAGAAACUCGACCCUGUCUUCAUAGAGAACGGUAAAAUGGACCCGACGUUAACAUGGCAGUACUUCGGCAGUUCGACAGGGUUUUUCCGCCAGUAUCCAGGUAUUGCCUGGACGCCUGCACCGAACGGCAUUGAUGAUUACGACUGUAGAAAUAGAGGAUGGUACAUCCAGGCUGCCACGUCCCCCAAGGACAUUGUAAUCGUGGUGGACAGGAGCGGGAGCAUGAAGGGGCUUCGGUUAGAAAUCGCCAAACAAACUGUCGACACCAUUAUCAAUACACUUGCAGACAACGACUUUUUCAAUGUCAUAGCGUUUAACAACGAGGUCAGCUACAUCGAGAAGUGCUUUGAGAGCACGCUGGUGCAAGCUACAUCAGACAACAAAGAGUUAUUGAAAAAUGGAGUUCAGCAGCUUGAGGCCGACGGAAUGGCAAAUUUUGAAAUUUCCCUGGACACGGCUUUCCAAAUGCUCCGUGACUUCAACAACACCGGCCAGGGGUCGUGGUGUAACCAGGCCAUCAUGGUGAUCACGGACGGAGCCCCGCGGAACUACGAGCAGCUAUUCCGGCGUUAUAACCACCCCGACAGAAGGGUUCGCGUAUUCAGCUAUCUGAUUGGUCGCGAAGUUGGUGAGUCUGCGCCGGUGAAGUGGAUGGCCUGCGCUAACAAGGGUUACUACACCCAGAUUGCCACACUGGCUGAUGUACAAGAGAACGUCAUGAAAUACAUCCACGUGCUUAGCCGCCCCAUGGUUAUCAGAAGAGCCCAUGGAACAAUCUGGACCAACGUCUACAUGGACAGCUCGGGAAGAUACAAGGAAGUGUUACAAAAGUACGCGGAGGGUCUAGCCUUGAUGACCACCGUUGCACGACCCGUGUUUGACAUGAGGAAUAAAACGAGUUUAGAAGGAAAUCUCCUCGGAGUUGUGGGGAUUGAUGUCCCCGUGAGUGAGCUGAUGAAGCUCGCUCCGCCGCUCAAGAUGGGUGUGAAUGGCUACGCCUUUGUCAUCACCAACAACGGAUACAUCCUGACCCAUCCAGACCUUCGACCAACGGUUGUCAUGGAUCCAGGAGGAGAUGCGAUCACCAAACCCAACUACAACAGCGUGGAUUUAGGUGAAGUCGAAAUUUCUGACGCGGAAGAGAAAUUACGUACCAGCAUGGUCAAACGUGAGACGGGAGAACUAAAUUUCACAGUUCAAGAACACCUGGACAACAUGAAAAGAGUGAUGGUCCACAUAAAUGAUUACUACUUCACAAAAAUAGACGAAACUCCCUUCAGCUUGGGCAUUGCGAUUCCCCGUCCUUAUGGACAAUACUUCGUCCAAGGAACGGUAAAAGAUAGGAGCAAAGGUCUUGAUCCACUUCGAAAAGGAGCCACGGGGCCAGUACUGGCUAAAUGGAAGUAUUGUCAGCUCACCACUGCUGAGGCGAACAACAUGACCCAACUGGACGCCAUCGUCAGGUAUCUGGAGAACGAGAACAAGAACAACGGGAAAAACAUGGUCAUUGCGAAACAAUGCUACGGGGAGCUUGUGGAUCACGUGAUGUUCGACGCUGCUAUCACGGAGGUACUGGAUUCCUUCUGGGUUGAUGUUGCUGUAAAGGAGAAUAGCACCAAGUAUGGGAUUCAGCAGGUUUUCGUAGGAACCAAGGGAGGAGUGACGCGCUUCUACUCCUACCUGGAACAUCCUGACGAGAUGACUGAGAGGGACUUUAUCAACAAGACCAAGAACACAAUCCAGGCGACGUACUACAAGCGCGCCGCCGAGCUGGGACCGGAUUACUUUGUGUAUUCUGUACCGUUUGAUCAGGGCCUGUCCAAUGAUACCAACUUCGUGGUGACCGCAUCAACCGCAAUCUUCUUGCAAAAGGGUGGGCAGAGGGCAGUCGCUGCAGUGGCCGGACUUCAGAUGAACCACGAAUCGUUCAGUAACCUGUUCUUUGCUGCCACGGCUCAGUGUGCAGACAGCACCAGUCCUCAGGACUGUAUGGGCUGUGAGGAAAGCGAUGAUCUAGACUGCUAUCUGUUGGAUGACGGAGGCUACAUCGUUGUUUCAGAACAGCAGGAGCACAUCGGAAGAUUCUAUGGUGAGAUCGACGGGACCAUGAUGUCAGAGAUGGUAGAACUCAACCUCUAUGACAAGAUUGACCUCAUCGACUACCAGGGUAUGUGCAGAACGACUUCUGCUGACUCCACUGCUGCGGCAACACGUUUACUUAAUCCAAUUCUGAACCUGAUAGGCUACGUCAUGUGGUGGACGAAGGAACUAGCAGUACUUCUGGCACAAUUCAGUUUGUACAAUUUGCUGUCAGGACAGUUUGAGUACACGUCAGCAGGUUCAGGACCAGACUAUGCACCAUGUGACAAGGCCUUCACCUUGUACAAGGCCAACUUCUCUCUCAACAAGGGAAACAUAGGAUUUGACGGUUACAUCGAAUGUAACGAAUGCCAAAAGGCCUUCAACAUCAAACUUGUGCCGAACAGCAACCUGAUCCUGCUGGCUGUGGACAACAGCUGCCCCUGUAGCCUCGUCUCCAACUUCAACCUGGACCCACAAGAAGUCAGCUAUGGCUCUAACGACACCCUGCUCUGCGAGAGACGGUUGUCACAGAAGGUACGCCGCCGCCCUGAUAAAUGUUACAACUACCAUCCCAAGGAAGAUCCGAAGAAGUGUGGACGCGCCAGCUCCCUGGUGGUGUCUCCGCUGCUCCUGCUCCUCACUCUUCUCUUCACGGCCAAAGAAGCCUUCCUGCCGCGCACGUGAGGACCGCGCGGUGGCGCCACAGACAACGCAUAAUACUCCAAUAACUCCGAGUGCAAUGACGUGCAUGAUGACAGUCAAGUGUCCAAACAAAGAGGAAAUAUUUUACUCUUUCUAUAUGAUGUAUCUGACAACCGCUAAUCGUAUAGUUACUUGUGACUUCUUGUAACUUGUACAAGUGUGCACGCGUUCCAAUGUUCUUCUAUUUUUGAAGACCGUACACCCGAUUAGUGUUGUCAAUUUUCCAACAUGUUCUGGUCUGCCUCAUCAAGUCGAUGUUUCAAGGUUUCUGUUCAGUGGACAUUUUCCAUUCUUUGUGUCCUCGUAGUCGACAUAGCCUCGAUGAUAUCUAUUACGCUCUGUUGAAAUGCAGUCACCGACCGCGUAUUUGAAACAUAGAUUUAACAAGAAAAGGAUCAUUAUGGUUAUUCAUUUCUGUUCGGACGCAGCACAGAGCGAGUUUUGCGGGUUUUCAAGAGUUUUGUGAGAAAGGAAGGAUGUGUCUUUUGUAAGUAGCAAAGGGAAGAAAAAUUUUGGCAACUGUUGUUUUUGCCAAUGUUACGAAGUCUGUAUUUACCCGACCUCCUACUUUUUAUUAUCACGACUGGGGUCUCUAAACAUCGAGUUCUAGUGUUUAGUUAGCGUUGUACGUUCUAGUUAGCGUUGUCAUUUAUUGUUAACUAGUGGUGUGUAUCUGGUUUAGUUAGCGUAUGCGUAUAUGUUCGUCUACAUCAACUAAAACAGAUGUUUUAUUUUUUAUACCUUCUGUGAAGUAGAAUGAGAAGGCACAGAGAAAUACAUGGGGAAGAAAGAUAGCGAGCUCGAGAUACAUUUAAGACAUUGUCACAUACUUUUGGUCCAUCGUGUAAAAGGGUAGGCGUGUCCUUGGUCAGAUUUUAAAUAUCACAAACAAUCACCCAGUCUAUGAAUAGCGAAAGCCGCGUUUGAGGCUUUUUUUCUUCUUCAAAGCCAUCUGACCAUUUUGAACAGUAAAUGGUCGACAGAAUAGGUAUUAAUCCAAUAGAGUCACCCAUAUUAGGGACACUUGUGUUAGCCUGACGUAUUUUUUUGGAUAUGAAGAACGAAAAGUGGCUGAUAGCAAUGUAAAUAAUCAAAAGAUGCUGCAGCUUCUGAAUCUCAAUAAUCACAAGACUAUAUAGCGUAGAUUCUUUUCAUUAAUGAACAUAUAGGAGAACAUGUAACAUGCUUGUGGAAAUGUCAGCUCAUUAACCAGGAGAAUGUUAAUAGAAUCUUAGAAACGUACUGUUGCCUUAUAUGCUGUGAUCGCUAGCCUGAGACCCAGGCUUGGUCAGCUUUAGUCGACUCCACCCGUUGCUACCCAGCCAUCGCGCCUGAACGAAAAGCCACGAUUGGCGCGAUCUAAAGCCAAACAGGACUGGGUCUGAGGCUAACGGUUGGAGAAGCUUUUGAAAAAGGACUGUUGUACAAGAAAAAAAAAACUAAUACAUGUAGACGUCUGUACACAUACACGUCAACGAUCACUUUCGAUGUUUGCCUCAUUUCAAGUUUUUUGUCAGAUUACGAUUGCAAACCGUUGAAAGUACUGCUUUAAAAUGUACAGGUUAAAAAGAAGUCUCUUAUUUUCUACAUUGAGUGAUAAACAUGACUUUGUUUUGUUAACAUUGCUCGAAUAUGUUUGGAAACCGGAUACCGAUGUAAAGGAGGGGCAUUAAUUUAUUUACGGGGAUAAGGAACGUAGACUUGUCACACUAAAGGGAGAUCUGUGGUUUACAGGUAUGAAUAGAUUGAUAUCUGAGCCGAUGACCACAAUUUACAGUAAUGAUAUUCAACAGAAAGUAUUGUACGAUAAUUGUAAAGAACAAAAACAGAGAUUUGAACAUAACCUUAAGUUGAUUGAUUGAACACUGUCAAUAUGUCAAUAUUAACAAGCUUACUUUGUAGUGCGCACAUAUUAACAAAUCUGUGUGUGACUGUUUGAAAAGAAUUUGGUUUUUCGUGUCUUAAUCCAAAUGAAGCUUCUAUUUCUGAUUGACAAGCCAGUGCAAUUUAAACAUAGCACUAUAUGCGAUAGCAAGAAGAUGCAUGCAUGCAUGGAUUGCAGUCUGAUGCCACAGAUACAUUAUGUAUGUAUUCUUAUAACUUGGUGUCGAGUUUAUUUCGGACUCUGGCUACUGAGAGUGUAUCUGUUUUUUGAACGAUGUUGCCAUGUCGAUUUGUACAUUAUGUGAAACUGAAAUGUUUCUUAAUAAAUUAUUCUCUAUUUGUCUG